AUGCGGUGGCUGGUGCUGGCCCUGCUCUGCCUCCAGCUCGGGGAGGGGAUGGUGAGGAUCCCCCUGAGGAAAGGCAGGUCCAUGCGGGAGUUGAUGAGAGAGAAGGGGAUGCUGGAGAGUUUCCUCAAAGGGGACCCCGGUAGGAAAUACCAGCUCAGUAAUGCUGUGGCUUACGAACCGCUAACGAACUACCUGGAUUCCUUCUACUUUGGGGAGAUCAGCAUUGGGACCCCCCCGCAAAAUUUCCUGGUGCUCUUCGACACCGGUUCCUCCAACCUGUGGGUGCCCUCCACCUACUGCCAGACACCAGCCUGCGCAAAACACAACAGGUUCGACCCCAGCCUGUCGUCCUCCUUCUCGGGCAUCAGUGUGAACUACACCCUGAGCUACGGGUUCGGUGACCUGUCGGUGACGUUAGGCUAUGACACCGUGACAAUCCAGAACAUCUUUGUCAGGAACCAGGAGUUUGGCCUGAGCCUGGAUGAGCCCAGCAGACCCUUUUACUACCUGGACUUCGAUGGGAUUUUGGGCAUGGCUUACCCGGGCAUUGCCAUCAGCGGUUACAACACGCUGAUGCAGAACAUGCUGCAGCAGAGCCAGCUCGCCGAACCCAUCUUCAGCUUCUAUUACUCACGCAAUCCAACAUAUAAUUACGGUGGGGAAGUCAUCCUCGGAGGGCUUGACCCCCAGCUGUACUCCGGGGAGGUUUUAUGGGCUCCCGUGGUCCAGGAAUUGUACUGGAAGAUCAGUAUUGAGGAGUUCUCCAUCGGUCCGUCAGCCACCGGCUGGGGGGGGCCAGGGCGUCACCGGCCUGUGGGCCCCCGCGCGGUUUUUUUUCGGCCCAUCUCAGGACAUUUCAUUUCAGCCUUCCUGCAGGCGCUGGGUGCGGAGGAGAGUGACUACGGGUUUGCCGUUGACUGCAGCAACGUCCCGAGCAUGCCCACCCUCUACUUUGCCAUCAGUGGAGCCCAGCUACCGCUGCCUCCCUCCGUCUAUGUCCUAAACAACAACGGCAUCUGCACCGUUGGGGUUGAGAGCACGUACGUGUCCUCUGCCAGCGGCCAGCCACUCUGGAUCCUCGGGAACAUCUUCCUCCGGCAGUAUUACUCCAUUUUUGACAUGGCCAACAACAGAGUUGGCUUCGCCCUGUCAGCCUAG
Molecule: messenger RNA, 1158 nt
Organism: Egretta garzetta (little egret)
Lineage: Eukaryota; Metazoa; Chordata; Aves; Pelecaniformes; Ardeidae
Product: pepsin B
Exons: 9
Coding region: 1-1158 (385 amino acids)
Biological process (GO): proteolysis
Molecular function (GO): aspartic-type endopeptidase activity
Source: RefSeq, a predicted model, not a curated record